UUUCGGAAACGCGUUUCCAUCGUCGACGUGACGUCCGGCCGCGACCUGACGGCGCGAAAUAUCCUCCGCGUCGCGGGCUGAUUUUUUUCCGCGCUUUCCCGACUCGACGAGGGAUUUCCCUCGUUUGACAGCUCGGCCGCUCCGGAGCGUUUCAGUUGCGCGCUUGACUCGCGCGGUUGACGCCGCCGACUUCCGGUGGAGACAAGCCCAUGUGGACGAUCGUAGCGAAGACCCAGAUUAGUCCGUGAGCAGCGUGUUCUUGGUGCGUUACCUAUUCACGCGCUCUCGUGCACGUCCAAAUUCCAACCCCCUCUCGGUUCUCGCGUGACUCCCCGGACUCUGUCGCGUCACCAUGGCGGACCUGGACGAUUUUUUUGCUAAAAAGGACCGUAAGAAGGCCAAGGGCAAGAAGUUCGCCACGACCGACGAGGUCGCCAAGAAGCUGGAGGAGACGGGCAAGAAGCCACUCGAGAAGCCCAAGCCGAAGGAGAAACCAGCGAAUCCCGAGGGCGAAGAGUCCCAGCACACCGAGGAUGAGGACGAGUGGAAAGAAUUUGAAGAGGAGAAAAAGGACUACAGUGGUCUAAAGAUUGGACAUUUGACGGUAAACGACAGUCUGGAUGCGGAAUCAGACGACGAAAGGGGCACUGGUGAGAACAGUUCUGACGGAGAAUCCGGCGAGGGCGGCACAAAACAUUCGGGACCAUGGAAGAAACCGGAUCUUCCACCAGAAACUCCAGAAGUACCGGCACCAGCGCCAGCACCACCCGUAGCACCACCCACGGGGGGGAGUAGUUACAAAGCGCCACAUUUAAGAAAUCAACCUACCUUCACUAGUCCACGACCACGAGGAAGGAAUGUCGCGCCUGAUAUACAUAGUGAAGAAUAUUUUCCCACCCUGAAUUCCAAGCCCCAGCAAAGUAACGGCAGCAAUCCAUGGGCAGAAAGACGGCGAGACGAGGGAACGUUCGAGGAAGUUGUUCGCAAUCGAGGAAGCAGCAGGUCGCACAACGUGCCAGAGUCUCAAGUCCAAGUGCCCAAACUUUCCCUGGGCAACAAGUACGGCGCUCUGUCGCAAGAUCAAAGCUGAAAACACCGAUCAAAUCAAAAAACAUCACAUCAAUAUCGCAUCGUCGCUCUUUUCUGUUUCGUGAUCCAACCUCGC
Messenger RNA from Nylanderia fulva, 1165 nucleotides. Lineage: Eukaryota; Metazoa; Arthropoda; Insecta; Hymenoptera; Formicidae. The record is from RefSeq and is a predicted model, not a curated record.